Molecule: messenger RNA, 1994 nt
Organism: Seriola dumerili (greater amberjack)
Lineage: Eukaryota; Metazoa; Chordata; Actinopteri; Carangiformes; Carangidae
Gene: cdc42ep5
Product: CDC42 effector protein 5
Exons: 2
Coding region: 120-1043 (307 amino acids)
Source: RefSeq, a predicted model, not a curated record
ACGACGGCGAGAAAAAGAGCGAGGGAAAAGUCGAGAGGGACGCGCGAGCAGAAAGCCAGAUGAAAAAGUGGGAUACUGUGGAGGUAGCCAACCAAAGACCAGAAUAUACGCUUUAAAUUAUGCCACUUCACAAAUCAUCCCGGGCCCCUCGCCUGGACCCUACCAUGAUCUCAGCGCCACUGGGUGACUUUCGCCACACAAUGCACAUUGGAAGGGGAGGUGAUGCCUUCGGGGAUACCUCCUUCCUGUCCACUCUCGGCCCGAGUCCAGCCAGCCCUGACCUGGGGAGUCCAGGGAUCAUGCCAGCUGCUGAUCCUGAGGUGGCAAUCAACCACAGUGAUCUUCAUACAGAUGCUCCAGGAAGCCCACAGGACAAUGAGCUUCAGCACUCUGAGUCAGUGUCUUCAUUCACCCUGGACCUGGACUUGGAUCUGGGGCCGUCUAUGCUGGGAGAUGUAUUAGGAGUGAUGGAUGGACUGGGGCUUGAGUCCAAUGAGGGAUAUGCAUUCAGUCCCAAAAGUGGCACAUCCUCGGUGGAAACAAAGCAGGGAAAAGGGGCCAUGGAGAUGUCUGUGAACAUGCAGAAUGAGCUGAACGGGAAAAACUUGUUAGGGUUGGAUGGAAACCAGGUGGGAGACAGCAGGAUACCAGAUGGGAACGGGAUCAAGCCAAAGGGGUUAAAACCAAAAGUGAGAUUCAGUGACAAACGAGACGAGAUCAUUCGCCGGGCAUCUGAAGAGGAAGAAAGUCAAGGGUUUGACUUCCAGGAUGAGAAUCAGCUGGUGUGUCAAAGUCCAACGAGUGGUAAGAGUGAGAGGGGCGAGAGCCGAGAAGGUGAAAUUGAGUUCACCAAUCACAAAGUAGAUUUGCCACCUAGUCCUGCCUCAUCACACAGCUCAGAGUAUGAAGGAGUCACCCCAUUGGACAGAAGGAGGGUCGACAGCUGUCACUCAGAGACUGAUUCGGAGGAGGAGGAGGAGGAGGGGGAAGUAGGAAGAGGCUACACAUUUGAAGAUGAGUUUGAUGAUGAAAUUGGUCUAUAGGGGACAGGUAUGUUUUCCCCAUGAAAAAAGAUUUUUGCUGUUGAGUAAAUCAAGGAUACUGUAUUUUCCUUAACUCAUCAUUUCAGUAUCAUUUGAAUGGGAGGCUGAAACAGAAUAUAUAUGAAUGCAAACUGGAUUUUUCAACUCAGAGAUAUACAGCUAAGACGAUGUUGCUCAACGGGAAAAGACAUUGUAUGUUUUAUCUACAAGGGUAACAGAUUUGCCAAAGAAUUUUGACCAGAAAAAGCAAAAAUGUAAUUUAGGUUAUUACAGUGAAACGUUUGUAGCACUUUGAUUUUUUUUCAUUCACCUGGAAGCUUUGCUAUGAAACUAAGGCUCAGUGGAAAGUUUGAUUCAGGCUAAAUGAAUGAUGCUUGCAUUGUUAAGUUUUAACCAUGUCUUAUAUUUGCCAUCAGUUCAGUAAACACAACAGGUGUUGUAUUUACUGAACUUUACCUUAUUGUGCCUUAAAGGGAGCUGUACUUACAUUAUUGUACCCUGUGUUAUACCAGUGUCUUAUUAGUUUUUUCUCGUAUUGCAUGUUUUGAAAAGCUUUACAUACAAAGGGUCCAGAGAGACAUUGUCAGAAAAUAAAGUUAUUAUGAAAUACUGUGAAUUUGUCACAUUCCUAAUCUGACACUGUUUCUCUGGUUCAGACCGAAUCAGAGCUGUUCUCAGAAUGCAGUUAUAUUGUAUGUUUUCAUACCUACCAAAGUUUCUUGGGGCUGUGGGGCUGGACUGACACUAAAAUGCUACGGACCAGCGGUGUAUUUUUGUACAUGCUUUUUGCUUGUAUAAUGCUUGUGUUUUUGUUGGUUUUAUGUCAUAAUGCUGUAAAAGGGAGAGAUCAUAAUGCUCAUCUGUUGAAAAUGCUGGUUUAAACACGUUAACCUGUGGUUUCAAAAGGAUUACAGUGAAAACAAUAAAACUAUUAUUGGGAAUUUAAAAUAA